This is a messenger RNA of Cheilinus undulatus (humphead wrasse), 4629 nucleotides long. RefSeq names its product ADNP homeobox 2b (gene adnp2b). Gene Ontology annotation, biological process: regulation of gene expression. The transcript has 4 exons. The coding region runs from base 297 to 3518 and encodes 1073 amino acids. Lineage: Eukaryota; Metazoa; Chordata; Actinopteri; Labriformes; Labridae. Gene Ontology annotation, cellular component: nucleus. The record is from RefSeq and is a predicted model, not a curated record.
UUGAGCGCCAUUUUUUCCUCAAUAGGAGAAGAAAGGGACAAAAGCAGGACCAAAAAUAACUUAUCUAUUCAACUCUCACCUCUCACCUGGGACUGCACCCUUCGCUCCGCGGUGCUCGCAGGCAGACGAGGCUGCUCGGAUGAGGAGCUGUGUGCAGCCCCGGCAGAGGACGCAGCUUACCGACACACACAGUUGAGGGCCGGCGGAAGUGGAAAACGUUAGCCCUGCCGGAGGAGGCACAGCGACAACUAACGUUAACCUACGCUGAAAAAAUUAUACGAGACCCAUAAGAGAAAAUGUAUCAGCUUCCAGUAGGAAACAUUGAGAAAAUCCGAAAGGCGCGCAGGGCGGUGAAAAACAUCCUGACAGAGAUCGGCCUUGAAGACUGCCAGAACAUGCUGAAGGAUCUAAAUGAAACCUCAGAGAAAGACUCAGAUGAAGAUGAAUCCUUUAAGGCGACUGAAUGGUUUGAUUUCACUGAUGGAUUCAAUGGCAGGCUGCAUAAAAAGUGGCCCUAUCGGUCGCGAUCUUUGUGCUGUAGCCUGUGCAAGUACUCCACUAAAAACAUCUACAACUUCAGAUCCCACAUCUCUCGCUGCCAUAAAUUUGUGCAGUCUGUCUGCACACUUACACCUUGUUCUCAGUGCCUCUUCAUCAGCCACCCUAAGUUGGUCAAGAAGCACAUGAUGUACUUUCACGCCAAACUCACCAACCAUGUCCAGCCAGUAAUAGAAGCUCCUGUACUCAACCAUCGUGGAAAUGAAAGAUAUCAAUGCAGAAAAUGUGGAUUUCCAGCCUCCUCUAUCUUUACGAUGAAGAAGCACAUCAUCCUCAAACACCUGCAGGGCAUGGCAGAGCAGUAUAUCGGUUACAGAUUACACCUUCAAGGCACCACAUCAGUAAAGAUCCAUUGCUGCAAAGUAUGCAGGGUGAACACCGGGACCUUAGACCAAAUGUUGCACCACAUGCUGGUGGAGCCGUCACACUACUCAGUUAGCACACACGUGCAGGGCUUAAUUCAUGAGAACAAGAACUUCACCAUAAAAUCAACACCCAAUGGGAAUGGAUUGUUUGUGACAUUCCCAAAUAUCGCCCCUAAACCACAGACAACGCAAGUGUUCAACAGUAAGCCCUUGGUGCUGCCAAGUAAUGGCCAAGCUGCUGGGACUGUGGUAACGUUACAGCAGCUUCCAGGAAGUACAAACAGUACGACUCUUAUCUGCGCCCCUGGGACCAACCAAGCUUUCCUGCCCCCUCAAGCGUCAGCACUAGUGCAGCUAGCUAGUGCUGAGGCUAAAGGUUUGCUUCAGCCUGGUGCUACAAUCUCCCUCAGAGGUGCUCUGCCCCAAGCACCAUCCAUGGUUCAGCUUCCAGCGGUGCCUAACAUGUCCCUCAAACCGGCACCAGUGACUCUAGCACCCCCUUCUUCUCAACCACAACAGACUCCACAAGCACAGCAAAUCCUCCUUCCAACAGGACUACAGGCCAACAUGGCUGCCGGGCCUGUAUCCACAGGACUACAGGCCAACAUGGCUGCCGGGCCUGCACCCACAGGACUACAGGCCAACAUGGCCGCCAGGCCUGUACCCACAGGACUACAGGCCAACAUGGCCACUGGGCCGGUACCCACAGGACUACAGGCCAACAUGGCUACCGGGCCGGUACCCACAGGACUACAGGCCAACAUGGCUACCGGGCCGGUACCCACAGGACUACAGGCCAACAUGGCUACCGGGCCGGUACCCACAGGACUACAGGCCAACAUGGCUGCUGGGCCUGUACCUAAACCUGCUGUGGUAGCACAAAAUACACCAUUAAACCAAAUGAAUCUACAGGGUACCAUGCUGACUUCACAAUCUCUGUUGAGUCAUCUGAUCCCAACCGGCAACAAGAUCAACGGUAUGCCGACAUAUACUUUUGCUCCACUCCAAGUAGCAGCGCCUGGAUCUCACAAUGCAAACAACCCUCUAAAGCCAAUCGAGCAAAUGAGCAACUCCUCACAACAAACCAAGAAAUGGAUCACCUGUCCACUCUGCAAUGAGCUCUUUCCCUCCAAUGUCUUUGAUUUGCACACAGAAGUGGCACACCAGACAAAGUCCACCUCAGCCAAGUCAGAAAGCCUGGCAGCAAGAGCAGCCUUCUUGAAGAAAAUGCCCGACAAAACAAUCAAAUGUUUGACGUGCAAAAUUCUACUAUCAGAAAAAAGCGCCUUCCAGCACCUGCUCCAUGGCCUGAAUUGUUUGUACUGCUCUGGUUUGUUCUUCUCAAUCAGACAGCUUGCUGAACACAUCAAGAUUCACAAUCCCUCAAGCAAGGCAUACAGUGAAUUUCUGAGGCAGAGGUACAGGGUCUACACUAAAGGCUCGGGAAUUCUGAUCCCUUACUUUGACGUCAGCACAACAGCACCUAAAGAGAUCCUGGGAGACAUGGAGGUAAAUCUUGCCUUGGUUACAAAUUCCCUCGACCUAAUCUUCUUCAAGUUGCAGCCCAACAGUCAGCCAGAAAUCUGCCCAGCGCCAGUAAAAAUCAACAGCACAUACUGUCCUUUCUGUGAUGACAAGUUCCAGAAUGAAUUCCAACACCUGCAGCACCUGAAAGAGAAACAUUUUGUGGCACCCACCAUUCACGCCAUCCUCAAAACAGAGGCUUUCAAGUGCAUAUACUGCAACGGUGUGUACACAGGAAAGGUCACCCAGCAGGCUGUGAUGCUCCACAUUCAGCGAUGCCGUUGUUCCCCAAAACCACCCCCACCACAGCCCCCAAAACCAGCACCAGCACUAGCCCAGCCACCGCCAAAACCAGCUCAACAGCUCACCCAGCCGUCUGGACUCUACUUUCUCCAAGUGCCACAAGGGCUGACGGUGAAACAAACUCUGACUCCAGCUCGCGUGAUUCCAGCUUCAAUCGCUCCAAGGCCUCAAGAGUCAGAAGCAGAGUUGAAGUCCAAGCAAAGGCUGGAGGCGGCGUUGAAGGAGGUCAUUGCUGCCAAUAAACGAGAGCGAGAAGAAAGGGCAGCGAUGCGUAAGAAGCGAGAGCAGGAGAAGCUGCUGCCCCCACCGGAGCCUGUUGUUCAGAGCGACCCUAUGGUGAAGCUAGCAUUGGAGCCGACCGCGGCCGAGCGCCGCACUAGCGUGGACAGCAGAGAGUUCGUCUCCAAAUACUUCAACGUGAACCCCUACGCCUCCAAAGCCGAGUCCGACGAGCUCUGCAGGAGGCUGACGGUCACCAAAUCAGAGCUGGCAGCUCUCUUCAGCAAGAAGCGCAGCAAGUGCAUGAAGAGUCUCAAGACCAACACGGCGGUCAUUCUCCUCGGAUUCAACAUGACAGCACUGAAUAAAGUCCAGCACAACCUCCUCAUCCCAGAGAUACCGACUGCAGAUUCUCUAGAUGCUGCAGAUUCACCGGAGGGGCCUGCAGAGCAGAUGGAAAAGGGUGAUGACAGCCCAGAGCCCAUGGAUGAAAGUGGAAACGAUAAGGUUACAAACGGAGAACAGGCAGAACAGAUGGAAUCUGUGUAGAAAACGGAACAAAUAAUGCAAAUGCACCUGUCCCUAUCCUAAAUAAUAAAACCCUCAAAGUUGUACGACAGCCUCUUGUGUUGAUAGUUAGGAGAGGCGUUCAUCAUGCAGUGCUCACAGUGUAUUCCCUGAUGUACCUGAAGGUGAGGGCACCUUGUUGAUGUAGCCUUCAUUUAUAGUGCUUUGUUUAUCAGUAUGCUGUCGGUAGUUCUCAUUUCCACAUUUAUGCAAAGCCAAGUUAUUAAGCUCCUUUAGAACAUAAUUAUAGAAACGUGUUGCCUGUAAGAUAUUAUGGUGUCAGACUGUUGAGCUGCAGCAGAACUUGGCUGGUAAAUAAUCGCUCAUCCUUCAGUGGCUGCUGACUUAAACUAAAGCACUGAUUCGCUCCUGUUGACUGCUUUCUUUUUGCACCCUUUAUUUAAGCUCCUUUGUAUUAUAUUACAUUUCCUACAUCAUUGCCUGUCUGCUAAUAUCCAAACUGAAGUGUUCCCUUAAUGUAGAGUUGAUUUAAUAUUGCAUUUAGCUGUCUUUUUAUACAUUUGUUUUUCUUUUUUACACACUUGGACCUAUUUCUAUCUUGUACACAGCUUUUUUGUUAGUCACCUUUCCUUUCCAAGACUUCUUCCUCCACAUUUAGACGGUUUCAGAGGAAAUGAUUCCUGGUUGUCAGCUCCUGCAGACCAUUUGGGUGAAUGUUCAUGUUGCAGUUUAAAGCCAAAUUUUGGAGAAUGUACACGUUUUUGAGAUUUAGGGAGAUAAUAAACACUUGAUUACAAAUUCCAAACAAAGUUGCCUGCAUGAGCAUUGAUUAAGCUGAAAUUAAGAGUGGUGCCAUUGUGAAGUCUAUAUAUUAUCAUUGACAUGUAGUCUAUCUUAACAAAGCAAACUAAAGUCAUUGAUGUGUUCCAGCGUAUAUCUUCUGUUCUCCUGACAGCUGUUUUUUUGUACUGUAUGUGUGUUUUCUAUAAUUCCAAAAGGAUCAACUAUAUUGGGAGAGCUACAUAUUCUCAUUCUGUCCCAGGCCACUGUGUUGACAAAAAUAAAGUGGUUUCCUUUUAAGCAAAUGAUGCAUUCGUUUUUAUGUUUCAUUUCUUAAUAAAAGUCUUAUUUA